Molecule: messenger RNA, 2094 nt
Organism: Periophthalmus magnuspinnatus
Lineage: Eukaryota; Metazoa; Chordata; Actinopteri; Gobiiformes; Gobiidae
Gene: cacfd1
Product: calcium channel flower domain containing 1
Exons: 5
Coding region: 415-912 (165 amino acids)
Biological process (GO): vesicle-mediated transport
Cellular component (GO): membrane
Source: RefSeq, a predicted model, not a curated record
GCCUCGCGCAUGACGUCGGCUCAGGGACGACGCGUCACUGCUGCUGAUGCCAAACCCAAAACAAGAAGGAUCUUCCUUCAUUGGAUUUUAUUAGUAGAAGCGACACAAAGUGGUGGUUUUUGAUCGUUUUAUCUGCUAAAACACACGGUUUUUUCUGCUAUUUCAGCGGCUGGAGGCUUUGGAGGUAGAAGGAGCUGUUUGCUCGAUUGCUGCGGGUUUUGCUGCUGCAGAACAUCAGGCCACACACAGCACGAACAAAGGAAUUAUAAGAGAUUACUUUUUAUUUCCCAGUAUUUAUCACUGACAGUGCCUGUGCGGUCGCGAUAGAAAGAGUAGAAGCUGUUAUACGACCUGCUUAUACGAUAAUAGAGCUGUGUUGUUGAGCUUUAGCUGCAUAAGCAAAAAAAAAACACAAUGAGCUCAGAAGAGACUGGAGCGGCCGCCAAACCCGCUCCGGAGGAUGACGGCAUGACCUGGUGGUACCGAUGGCUCUGCAAAAUAGCUGGAGUUCUGGGAGGGAUCUCUUGUGCCACUGCAGGAGUGUGGAACUGUGUCACUAUUAACCCUUUAAAUAUUGCUGCUGGAGUGUGGAUGGUGUUGACUGCUUGUGUAUUGUUUCUGUGUGAAGUCCCCUUCUGUUGCCAGUUUGUAGAGUUUGCUAAUGCGAUAGCAGCUCGUGCAGACCGACUCAAGCCUUGGCAAAAGGCACUAUUCUACUGUGGGAUGGCUAUAUUCCCAGUAAUCUUGCGUUUCAAUUUUACUACACUGUUUGGAAACGCCAUUGCCUUUGCAACAGGAGUUCUGUAUGGUCUUGCAUCCUUAGGCAAAAAAGGGGACGCUGUGACUUAUGCCAGACUUCAGCACCAGAAACAGGGAGAUGAAGAGAAGAUAACAAAUGGAGCUCCUGAAUAAGACCAAACAAUAGUAUCUUAAUUUUAAUUUAUUUGCUUUGAUUUCCAGUUCUCCAGCCCCUCACAGCCACCCUCUACUUAUAUUAAUUAUACCACUUGUUUUUUUUUCUGAUUGGCCCAAAUAACACUGACCUUUUAUAACUCUCUGUCCUUUAAUUAAUACUUAUUUUAUGACAGUGAGUGGAGUCAGCCGUCAUUGAGUAUUUUAGACCUACACUUUAUUUAAACGUUCCUUUAAAUGGGGUAAAGGGGAUUGUGAAUGUAUUAGCAAAAACAAAUUUUAGCUUUUUUCUUAAAGGGAUUUGUGGAGACCAGUAGUGUUUCGAUGCAUGAACACAAACACUGGUCUCGUUUAGAUUGUUGACUAUGGGAUUGUAUGUAAUAAUCCAAAUCAAUGUUCUGUUAUAACUGGUAAUUUAUUUAUUUAUUUGUCCAUACAUGGCGAAUUGAACUUGAUCAUUUUUUGUGCAAACGAAGGGAAAUGGCAUUCAUGUAGGCUAGAUUUUGUGAGGGUAAUACAUUAUCUCAAACAUGCACACUCAAUUUUGAAUCUAUAUGAUUUUUCCUGGUGACAUUUCGUCUGCGUGUGUCACCAGGAUUAACAAGAAACAGUCCAGGUACAUCCAAUCAGUAUAUGCCAUGAUUUGCCUUUGUCACACAGUUGACAUGAGCAGCGGUGAGAAGUGAUGAUUGUGUUUGUAGUGUUGCCUCGCCUCUGUUGUCACCUGUAUUACCGAUAUAUGUUUACAUGUACCUCUCUUACCUUAUUCAACAUUGUAAAUCUAUUUGUUACUCCAACUGUUACCACCAGCUCUCAGGUAUUGUGUAUAAUGUUACUGUCGUUUAAAGGGAUUGGAACGAGCAGCAAUUCUGAGCCUAAAAAUGUUGUUAAACUGUUGAAAUUACUGUACAAAUGUUUAACAAUGUGAUUGAACACUACAGACCCAUGUUUAACUUUGGUCUCAGAGAUAAGAAAAACCUAUGAUUUUUUUUUUUUUUCUUGCAAUCUACCCAUAUUUAUUUGACUUCACUCUUCUGCGGUGAUGUACUGAGUAAUUGAUUAUGAGUCAGUACAGGGGUUGUCAAUGUUACUUUUUGUGUAUGUGUUAUGUCAACAGUGUGUGUGGUGGGUCUGGACCUUGCUUUAACUUUGUGAAUUAAACAAACCUUUUUGUUCUUUAAA